Plasmodium gonderi is the source of this 1065-nucleotide messenger RNA. RefSeq names its product Phist protein. Bases 1 to 1065 code for a protein of 354 amino acids. NCBI's taxonomy places the organism in Eukaryota, Apicomplexa, Aconoidasida, Haemosporida, Plasmodiidae. The record is from RefSeq and is a predicted model, not a curated record. The transcript has 2 exons.
AUGGCUAAAAGAAAAAAAGAGCACAUAUGUAACUCUUCCGUUUAUAGGAUUCUAAAUACAGUUCUUGUCAUCUUUGUAUUCCUGGUUGUAGAGGUAUAUGUUUAUUUUAGACUCUGGUUGAUUUCCUGGAAGACAUGUAAAAAUGAGAGAGAAAGGAGAAUCAAAUCGUUUGGAUAUCCGAAUGUAAAGACAAGACAACUGGCUAAUAAAAAGAGUUUUGAAUGUCCACGUGUGGAUAUAUGUGACCCAGAUGAAGAGAGUGUAAAUGUAUUUUGUUCAUCUAAUAUGGUUUUAAACAAUGACAAUGAAAAUGCAGUUGAGAACACUUAUGACAUAUCUGAGAUACAAUGUGAGUAUAACAAUUGUUUUAUGAGGAAUAGAAAAAGAAAAGUUAGACGUGCUAUUGAUAAGAAGAGAAAUGGAAAUAGUGUUAGUGAUAUUCCAUCCAUUGAAUGGAAGAGUGAUGGCACAACAACAACUUCUUCUUAUCACAAGAAUUUAGAUAAAGUAAAUGAUGAAAUUGAACCUCGUAAAAAUAGGUUUGUAAAGAAGGGAUUUUUUGAACACAUAAACCCUGAUUAUGAGUUAUCAGAAACUGAAUUUAUUGAAAAAAUUUCGAAUUUAAGUGAUUAUGUAGAUCCAGAAGAAAUGAGUUCUAUUUUUUAUUAUGUGCAUAAAAAUGAAAGGAAGAAAUAUUUUCGAAUGCAAGAAAAUUUAGUAACGCAUUGUGAAAAUUUAUGUCACAAUUAUAACAUAAAUGAUGAUUUAAAAAAUUCUCAGAUGAAAAGAGUAUAUGAUGAAACAACAAAUUUUUUUUUAUUUAAAGAGAAUUUUUUUUUAAAAAGUUUUAGUGAAUUUGUGAGAAUUGGAAAUUAUAACAAAAAGAAAUUUAUAGAUAGCUUAAUUAGUUACAGAAAAAUAUGGAAAGAAUAUAGGAGACUGUUAAAUAAUUUCUGGAGUGCAAAAUUGGCUCAGGAGCUAAAGGAUUAUUGGGAAAAAAAUAAAAAUGAGGUGUUUCAGACAUGCAUACAGUAUACUGAUGUGGAAGAAAACAUGUUAUUAUAA